AUGAACAAGGCAGAAUUCAUCACUGCUGCAGGAUUUGCCUUAUCAUUGCUGUUCCACGUGAUCCAAACUGAAGUCUGUCCUCCUCCCUGCAACUGUAAGCCCCUGGAGGAAAUGAAGGGCUUGCAGAUAGACUGCAGUUCAAGGAAGCUGAAGGAAGUGCCUGCCUUACCCAUUAACACCAAGAGGCUUUAUCUGCAGAAUAACAGCCUGACCACAGUUUCUCCUGGUGCCUUUGACAGCGUUCUCAGCCUGGAGGAAAUAAAAGUAUCUGACAACCCGUGGAACUGUGACCGUCAUAUUCUGUAUUUAAAACUCUGGAUGGAAGAUUUCUCCGAAUCCUCUCUUGCAAACAUCAGAUGUGCAACCCCUGCCCCUGUGAGGAUGAAGCCCUUGAAGCAGCUGACAGGGAAUGAGCUGGGGAUCUGCAAGAGGCUUCUCCCAAUCAGAAGCCUUCAGUUCUUUUGGAGAGACCUCGUUUUAAUUGGUGCAGCAAUCUUUACACUUAUUUUACUAGGAUGGGCUCUGAAAUCCUCAAAAAAGCUGGUGUGCCAAAUAAAACUAAGUCAAUACGCUUCCAGGCGUUCACUGUUGCGGAGACGUAUCUCUAAAAGCUACAAGCUGCAAUGA
This is a messenger RNA of Coturnix japonica (Japanese quail), 627 nucleotides long. The record is from RefSeq and is a predicted model, not a curated record. Lineage: Eukaryota; Metazoa; Chordata; Aves; Galliformes; Phasianidae.